AUGAUUAGGAAAUUCGGAUAUACGAAGAGAGAAUCUUUUAAAGAUAUGACGAAUACGGAUGCGCAGAAGAUUAUCACCCAUUUGGGAGAAUUGGAAUUUCCGACCUUUUAUAAGAUGAGCUUGCAGUUUGCUCUUUUUAAGACCUACGGAAUCCCCACAAUCUCCAAACUCCUCGUCGAUACCAAACAAUUCAGCUCCAAAGAAACAGCCAGCAAACGUUAUGCCGACACGGGGAUCUUAAUUGGAGAAUUUUGCUCUCAUCCUCCUCUUCAUCCACGCGUUCUAAAAUCUAUUUCCCGCAUGAAUUAUCUUCAUUCCGGAUAUCAAAAAGCGGGCAAAAUCUCCAACGAUGAUUUACUCUAUACUUUAAGUGUUUUCAUCACAGAACCCAUAAAUUGGAUUAAUAAGUAUGAAUGGAGAGAGCUAAACGAUAUGGAAAUAUGUGCAAUCUCUACUUUCUGGAAAGGAAUAGGCGAUGCGAUGGAAAUUUCCUAUCAUGUACUACCCAACUUCAACAGGUGGAGAGAUGGAAUAGAAUUCUACGAAGACAUUAAACACUGGGCUCAAGAAUACGAGGAAAAGUACAUGGUACCAAAUCCAUAUAACAAGAAAACAGCAGAUGAACUCGUCCCGCUCCUCCUAUUCCUUGUUCCAAAGUGGGCACUCUCAUUUGCGAACGAUGCCGUAGGAGUACUAAUGGGACCGCGUCUGAGAAACGCAAUGAUAUACCCCGAACCCUCACCUCUCCAUCAAUUCCUCACUCUCUUGCUCCUCCAAACUCGUCAAUUCAUCCUUCGUUACCUCUCACCCCCUCGACCGGAAUUCAUGCGUGUGAGAGAAAUAAGCCCAAGUGAUGAUAUAGGUAUAAACGAGAGAUUCCACUCUUCGAAUUAUUUAGUACAUCCGUAUUAUCAAAAUCCGGGUUGGUGGAAUAGAUGGGGUCCUAUGGCAAUAUUGACGAGGAUUUUGGGGGGAUAUGUUCCCGAUGGGAGGGAGGAGUGGAAGGCACGAGGGUAUAGGUUUGAGGAGGUGGGGCCGAGAGGGAAGGAAUGUAAGGGGUUGGAGGAGAUGAGGGGUUGGGAGGAGACCUUGGGGAGGGAGAGGAGGGGUGGGUGUUUGUUUGCUUUUGGUGGGGUGAGAUGA
Messenger RNA from Sclerotinia sclerotiorum 1980 UF-70, 1143 nucleotides. RefSeq lists its product as hypothetical. The transcript has 2 exons. The record is from RefSeq and is a predicted model, not a curated record. Bases 1 to 1143 code for a protein of 380 amino acids. Gene Ontology annotation, molecular function: oxidoreductase activity. NCBI's taxonomy places the organism in Eukaryota, Fungi, Ascomycota, Leotiomycetes, Helotiales, Sclerotiniaceae.